Oryzias latipes (Japanese medaka) is the source of this 3647-nucleotide messenger RNA. Its product is annotated as potassium inwardly rectifying channel subfamily J member 10. Gene Ontology annotation, cellular component: plasma membrane. NCBI's taxonomy places the organism in Eukaryota, Metazoa, Chordata, Actinopteri, Beloniformes, Adrianichthyidae. Gene Ontology annotation, biological process: potassium ion import across plasma membrane; regulation of monoatomic ion transmembrane transport. The record is from RefSeq and is a predicted model, not a curated record. Gene Ontology annotation, molecular function: inward rectifier potassium channel activity.
AGUCCGGCUGCCUUUGGAAGAAUUUGCAGGCAGGGAGACCGGGCUUUGGGUCCAAAAUGGUUGUCCGAUGAGCCAAUGACUGUCUUCAUAAUUCUACUCAGCGUUGUGCCACGUCGAGGGGUGCAGGCUGCUGAAAUAACUCCUGCAGAAUAACUGUCUGUUGUGAGCAUGUGUAUAGAAACAAAGAGGACAUGUGGACUAAAGGCUGAGGCUUCUGGCUUCUAAACCCUUUCUGCAGAGGUCAAUUAGAUUGCAAUCAUCUCUAAAAAGAUGACCUCUGCCACACCGCCCUGCUCCCGCAGCUCCUCCCCCCACAAAGUUUGCCACUCGCAGACGCAGACGGACGUUCUGAAACCAUUACUUGGUGGCGUUUUAUCCGGCGGGAGUGGGACUCUGCGGAAAAGAAGGCGCGUCUUGUCCAAAGAUGGGCAUAGCAACGUGCGCAUCGAGCAUGUUAGAGGCAGGAGUGCGCUCUACAUGCGUGACCUGUGGACGACCUUUCUGGAAAUGCAGUGGCGCUACAAGUUCUUUCUAUUCACAGCCACAUUUGCAGGAACAUGGUUCCUGUUUGGUGUGCUGUGGUACUUACUGGCACUGGUGCAUGGAGACCUGCUAGAGUUUGACCCUCCAUCGAACCACACACCCUGUGUGAUGCAGGUACAGACUCUCACAGGAGCUUUCCUCUUCUCCCUGGAAUCCCAAACAACCAUUGGUUAUGGUUUCCGCUGCAUCACUGAGGAAUGCCCAAUUGCUAUAAUCCUGCUGAUAGUGCAGCUUGUCAUCACCAUGCUUAUGGAGAUCUUCAUCACUGGCACCUUUUUGGCCAAGGUGGCGCGACCAAAGAAGCGAGGUGGAACAGUGAAGUUCAGCCAGCAUGCGGUGGUGUCCACUCUUGAGGGUCAACCCUGCCUGAUGAUCAGAGUGGCAAACAUGCGCAAGAGCCUUCUGCUCGGGUGUCAGGUAACUGGCAAACUGCUCCAGACUUCACUGACGAAGGAAGGAGAGACGGUUCGUCUGGAUCAGAGGAACGUGCCCUUCCAAGUGGACACUUCCAGCGACAGCCCCUUCCUCAUCCUGCCCCUGACCUUUUGCCACAUCAUCGAUGACAACAGCCCUCUGCGAGCUUGGGCUGCCAAGGGUGGUGGCUGGACAGAUCCAGAACUGGCCGACUUUGAGCUCCUAGUGAUAAUGAGUGCGACAGUAGAGCCGACCUCGGCCACCUGCCAGGUUCGUACCUCCUACUUGCCGGAUGAAAUCCUCUGGGGCUACGAGUUCCCCCCCGUAGUCUCUCUGUCCCCAUCAGGCAAAUACGUGGCAGACUUUUCCUUCUUUGACAAAGUCGCCAAGACCAAGACCAGCCCUAUCCUCACACCGUCUGGCCUCCAGAGUAACGGGGGCGGGCUGGUGUCUGAGGUGUUGGAUCCUGACAAGAUUCGCCUGGAGCAGAGCUACAGGGAGCAGCGAGGCGAGGAGCGUGGCCGGGGCAGGGACGGUUCUCUCAGUGUUCGUGUCAGCAACGUGUGAAGAGAAAAACUGUCAAGGAAGGCAACGUGAGAUUACCAUCAACAGAACAUCCUUGAAACAAUAUUUCAAAAUAGACUGGAAGACCAAACUUGGAUGGAAAGGAUUUAAGGGAAUAAUUCUUCUGGAAUAAUUCAUGCUUUACACUGGUUUGACUGGAAUCUCAUGGUGAUAACAUCCAACUUAACUGCAGGAAGUAUUUACAUCUAAACAUGCUUAUUCAUUUCUCAUGUAGUAUGAGCCCUUUACCUAAAACAAAUUGAGAGAAAGCAUGUACUAAACCAGGGGUGGGCAAACCUUUGGACUCGUAGGCCACAAAGGGUUACAAACUUUGACAGAAGGGUCGGAGCAGGAUCAGAGUGUUUUAGGGACCCAGCUCAUAAGAGAAAAAAAUCACAUGAAAUCUGGACAGCAGCCAUGCUUUAAUUUGGACUCAAAAUUGAUAUAAAAACAAAACCGGCUGGAGUUUUUAUUUCAAAUGUGUGGCUUUUUGUUUUCAUUUUAGCACCAGUUGCACCAAUGGGUGCAACAAUGGGUGCAACUGGUCCCUCAGGGAAAAACGCAAACCUAGGCUGCGUCUUUCACUACUCAAUUCUUAGUGCUCUAUAUGGUGUCUUCGCCAUUUUGUAGUGCUGUCCAAAUGAACAUUUCCAAAAUCCAGUGUCCUAGAAAUGUCUCGGAGGUCUCUGUAGAAACCAGUGUGCAUCAAUGCUCACUAGAUUAGUAAUUAUAGACCGCAGUGAGUUUGAAUGAUAUAUCAUGUGAAUAAACCAUCCAAGUUUUCAUCUUUAGAACACAGUAGUCUUUAUAAAAUGUUUAUAUUUAUUAGGUUAUUAGGGUUUUUGAAGUCAGCAAUACAUAGUCCCACACUAUAUCAUUUUUAGAUGGUAGGGAGGGAAUUCGGACAUAACCUUAGAGAAAUGCUGCGUUCAUGGGAUGUUGGGAAGAUUGGAAACAUGUCUUUCAGACUGGGAAAACACACAUAAAUGCAAAAUAACUUUCUGCACCUAAGCAAAGGUCAAUUUAACUGUAGUGCAGCACCUAUGAGGAGACACCAGAAUUACACGGAAAAUAAAACAUUAAUAUGGAUUAUCAAUUUCAUUUAUUCCAGUUUUAUUAAGAGCCCACCCCUGCACUAAAACAAACCUACAAACAAAGCAGUGUGUGGAAAAUAACCAGUUUUAGGCCUUUAUGUUCAUGUUCCAUUGGGCUACAUAUAAAAACUGCAAAGAACAAAUUUAAUUAGUUCAUCAAAUUUUCCAAAAUCUCUAAGUUGUAGGAAAAUACAGGGUGGUUUGGAGAUGCAAAUGAGAUGAAGGGAAACUCCCCCCACUUUUAGAGUAGAAAUUUAUGUCUGAAUGAAAUAAAACCCAAAAGAAAACGAUAUUUAUCAAGACCAACUCCAUUCAUGGCGUUGCAAACAGGCAGGCAGUUCUGCUCAAGUUACUGUCAAAAACACACACACUUGCUCUUAUGUUAGUAUUACAUUUCCUGUUGAAGCUCUUCAAUAAGAAUAUAUUCACUGAAGUGGUCCUCUUUAUGUUAUGUAUGGCAGCAACUUUUUUGCACUUUAAAGUAGGUGAGUAACACUGUAAAUGUGCACCUUUAGGAGGUUAGUUGACUUUUUAUAUAAAAUUGUUUUCAUUUGAAGUUAGUGAAUGAAAACUUGCAAUAACAGAACUACAUUUCAUGAAGCCAAUAUUUGCCUCUUCUGUGUCUCGGUGGCUUUGCUGAAAUCCUUUCACUCUUUCUAAAUGAGUUGGUGUAGAAAACUGUCAGAGAUGCAGAUUGUAAUUAAACACAAAUCUAGGAGCAAUCAGAUUUGAGUAACUAACACAAAAAGUAGCACUAAAUGGCCUAAAGUCAAGCCCACUGAUGGAAGUGAUCAAGAACAGAAAUAAUAGAUCUGUGAGAAUGUGACAGCAAAACUUUGAUGAUUAGAAAUGGCGAAUGAAACCAGACAGACCGUGGUUGAUGACAGAUGCAGUAGAAACUGCACCUAUCUUUGAAGUCUACUUGUUUAACAGAAACCUCUGGGCUUACCUUUGUGAUCACUUUGCAAAUGUUGAGCUCAUCUAAGAUUAUUCUGUAGGGCAUGAAAUAAUAAAGCUGAUUUACAUGUAAAA